Molecule: messenger RNA, 1221 nt
Organism: Eucalyptus grandis
Lineage: Eukaryota; Viridiplantae; Streptophyta; Magnoliopsida; Myrtales; Myrtaceae
Product: bidirectional sugar transporter SWEET2
Exons: 6
Coding region: 180-902 (240 amino acids)
Biological process (GO): carbohydrate transport
Cellular component (GO): membrane
Molecular function (GO): sugar transmembrane transporter activity
Source: RefSeq, a predicted model, not a curated record
UCUGCCGACGCAUUUAUGUUGCCUUCUCACGCUUUUAAAACGUGGAAAACAAUCCUGACAGCUACAGGAGGAUUUAAGUGAGAGAGGAAGAGGGGGGCAUGCGCGAGCUGAGGAAGAAAACAGGAGGAGACUGGCCUGCUUUGGUGGUGAACGAGAGCGAGAGUUGAAUUGAGGGCUUGAUGAUUGGUUUGUAUUCUCUUUCAGUUUCAGUCAUCACCAUUUGCAAAGAUGCAGCCGGAGCAGCAGGUAACAUCUUCGCUAUUGGCCUAUUUGUAUCACCUAUACCAACAUUUAGAAGAAUCAUCAGAAACCAGUCGACGGAGCAGUUCUCUGGGCUGCCUUAUAUAUAUGCUCUCUUGAACUGCUUGCUUUGCACAUGGUAUGGCACGCCGCUAAUAUCGAGUAACAACAUGCUGGUCAUGACGGUGAACUUCACGGGUGCACUUUUUCAGUUGGCAUACAUAGUUCUCUAUGUGGCAUAUGCAGAUAAACAGAAAAAGAUGAUGAUGUUGGGAUUGCUCUCAGCUGUUCUUGCCAUUUUUGCAAUUAUAGUAGUUACGAGCUUACAUAUACCAGAUGCUGACCUGCGGAGGGACAUUGUCGGGAUUAUAAGUGGUGUCUCCCUUAUUUCAAUGCUUGCUUCCCCAUUGCUUAUAAUUAAUUUGGUGAUCCGGACGAAGAGCGUUGAAUUCAUGCCGUUUUAUCUCUCUCUUUCCAUGUUCCUCAUGAGCGCAUCGUUUACCCUAUAUGGGAGUUUCAACGAUGACAUCUUCAUUUAUGUCCCAAAUGGUAUCGGAACGAUUUUGGGAAUCACCCAGUUGGUGUUGUAUUGUCACUAUAAACGCACUGGUAGUGAAAGCUCAAAAGAACCAUUGAUAGAAUCAUAUGAAGAGACAACAUAGUGGCAAGUGAACGUGAAUAAUAAAUUGGAAUUCUUUCUAAUGUUCAUUUAUGUCAAUGACCUUUGGCAAGUAAGAACUGUUUUUGAUUGGAUUCAACAUUGUCUACUGUGUAGCCAGAUUCUGUGUUUAUCAAAUUCUUCUGUAAAUCACAGCAGUUUAGAGGAACAACCAGCAUUUGCAGUUUUUGGUGAGUGAGAGCCCAUAUCCCCCCAAAAGCAAACUUUUACUAGUUUAUUCUCGGGCGCGAUGCCUUGAGCCCGAUAGAACUCUUGUUGAAAAUGGGAACUCUACGAAAGAAAGUCAUUACGAAAUUCUUCAA